AGAGAGUUGUUGUUAGCUCGUGGCGCUAUUAGCUUCCCGGCCAGCGAGACGAAAACACGUUGUGUUUUCUUUCUUUACUUUUUAAAUUAGAAAAGACGCUACAACAUAUGAUAAUCGUUUUUCCACAAAGUCCUGCUAGUUAUUGUGUCUGACGUGGCAUUGACAGAAAGGUAACAUUAGCUUAACGUUAGCUGCUUUUGUUGUGCAUGCUGACUACGGGUAGCAAUGGACCAGCACAGACCCCACAAUCCAAACUCCACCUACCAGAACCCCCAGUCCGCAUGCAGACGACAUAAAGAUACCAGUGAAAGAAAUCCCUGUGAGAAUAAACGCUUCAGACCAAACCAGUAUCAGUCUGGGCCGACACCAGAUCAAAACCCACACAGCUCUCAGGAUUUGAGCACCAGAAGGGAGUUGUAUGAAAGAGACUUUCCAGUGUACAAACAGCCUGUCGAAGUAGGAUGUUUUUCCCUCGACUCUGACGGUAGAUUCGUCAAUGACAGCAGGCAGAUGAGAUACUAUGUGGAACCUGGCAAAAAUCCUAAUUUUGACCUGAAGGAUGGAUACAAGGACCGCUACAUAAAGAAAGAUGUAACUAAGAAAGAGAAGCUGGACCACAUCCUGCGAUGGAUCUUGGCCAAUAAAUCAAAGCUCAACUCAAAGGCGACCGCAGCCUCAUCAUGUGCUUUAGAUUCCGACUUUGUGACAUGGCGUGGUCAUCUGACUAAGCUGCUGACCACUCCUUAUGAGACACGGGAGGGCUGGUUGCUGGCAGUCACCAGGUUCAGAGGCACGCUUUACAUCAGCGAAGUGGAAACAGAAGUUGCCCAACGGGAACGAGAGAACCGCACAGAGAAACACGAGGAGAUGAUGUACUGGGGAUACAAGUUUGAGCAAUACACUUGUGCAGAUACCGUCCACAGUUUACCCGACCCAAGCGGAGUGGUAAACACGAACGAGGGAUUCUGCACUGUGGUGCAAACUCGGCUGGCAGACCACAGACUGCUGUUCUCCGGUGAGGUUGACUGCCGGGAUAAAGACCCCAACGCUCCAGCUGCUCCUGCAUGCUACGUCGAGCUAAAGACCUCUGCGGAGAUCUGCACCCCGAAGCAGCGCAGCAACUUUCACAGGUUCAAACUGCUGAAGUGGUGGGCCCAGUCUUUUCUCCCUGGAGUCCCCCGUGUCGUGGCAGGUUUUAAGGAUGAGGAAGGAGUGGUCGUCACUGUGGACACUUUUCCCAUCUCUAAGAUUUCACAGCUGAUCAAGAAUGAACACAACUGCUGGAAGCCAACAGUCUGUAUGAACUUCUGUUGUGAUUUCCUGUCUUUUGUGAAGCAAAUCGCAACUGAAGACAAUCCAAGCGUGGUGUACCUGUUCUCCUGGGAGCCCCGCAGAGAUGUGACGUUCUCCGUCCACAGGGACUCCCAGUACUCCUUCCUGCCACACUGGUAUGUGGAGGUGAUGACCGGUCGUUAAGACGAGCACCAUCAGCCCUGACGGGGUCAACUGUUAAUGUAAAUUCAGACCUCCAAUGGAGGGUUCUCAGAUUUUAUUAUGACGAUCUUCAGAACAGUGGUUAAUUGUUCAAUGUUAAUUGAAACAAAAUUAGAAAAUACUGUGAAAAAAAAGUAAUGGAUUAAGUUAGUAUUGCAUCUGCUGUUACAAGGUUUUUUCAUGUUAAGUGUUCAGAAGAAACAUUUCAUUUGUGAAGACCGUAAUUAAUAUGCAUGGUGUAUUCUUGUAAUCAUUGCCGUUGUUUUAUAAUGAAUAGUGACACAUUCACAUUCUUUGGCUUCCUUCUUACUAUCGAAUAAAGCUAAUGUCGUCCUUCUGCCUCCCGACUUAGUGACAGUUUCUUUGUUUAGAGCGAAUUAAAAUGGUCUACCGUG
Messenger RNA from Pseudoliparis swirei, 1889 nucleotides. RefSeq names its product decapping exoribonuclease (gene dxo). Gene Ontology annotation, molecular function: mRNA 5'-diphosphatase activity. Gene Ontology annotation, biological process: nuclear-transcribed mRNA catabolic process; NAD-cap decapping. NCBI's taxonomy places the organism in Eukaryota, Metazoa, Chordata, Actinopteri, Perciformes, Liparidae. Gene Ontology annotation, cellular component: cytosol; nucleus. The record is from RefSeq and is a predicted model, not a curated record. The transcript is spliced from 7 exons. The coding region runs from base 226 to 1476 and encodes 416 amino acids.